AAUAUCAUUAAAACCUUUUUACUGACCAUGAUGAGAGACAAUAGAAUUCAUUGAAUACAAAGAUAUGGAUAAGAAAACUAGUUGUUGAUAUAUGAGUCCAAAUAGGUGUAUAAAUUCUUGACAUCGUCCUCAAAUGGUGGAACCUCUACAAUGGCUCUAGUGAAGGGUUUGUUUUUGAUGUUCAUUGUUAUCGUUUCGUUAGCGACAGGCUCCACGAGUGAAAGCAGAGAAAAACUAUCUAGAAGAGUACACUUUCCAAUGCUUGGACUAGGACCAACUUGUAAUGGAUGCCCUGAUCACUACUGCGAUGAUGACCCGGCAAUUAUUCAUGGGUUUUGUUGCGGUUGCGCUAGAUUCUAUGAUAAUUUACCAGUACAAUGCAGUACUAGAAUUCACUGUCCAAUGAAUGGAUAUGGGCUCUGUCAAGAUUACGAAUACAUGAUGCAUUGUUGCUGCUGAAAGGGAUGUCUUUCGGGCCUAUAUAAUUUAUUUUGAGCUAUGUGUUA
This is a messenger RNA of Coccinella septempunctata (seven-spotted ladybird), 506 nucleotides long. RefSeq lists its product as uncharacterized. Lineage: Eukaryota; Metazoa; Arthropoda; Insecta; Coleoptera; Coccinellidae. The coding region runs from base 151 to 459 and encodes 102 amino acids. The record is from RefSeq and is a predicted model, not a curated record. The transcript has 3 exons.